Fusarium pseudograminearum CS3096 is the source of this 1437-nucleotide messenger RNA. RefSeq lists its product as uncharacterized. Gene Ontology annotation, biological process: DNA-templated transcription. The transcript is spliced from 4 exons. Gene Ontology annotation, molecular function: zinc ion binding; DNA binding. The record is from RefSeq and is a predicted model, not a curated record. The coding region runs from base 1 to 1437 and encodes 478 amino acids. Gene Ontology annotation, cellular component: nucleus. NCBI's taxonomy places the organism in Eukaryota, Fungi, Ascomycota, Sordariomycetes, Hypocreales, Nectriaceae.
AUGGAUGAGCAUCUCAACAACUUACCUAUGGGCGUAAUUUUGAAGGCUCUCAACAUCUUUACCGCCAAGUUUCCCGAGUUGAGAAUUCUCCAAGCGUCAUCCUUUAUCAAGGAGUAUCAGACAGUCCGGACGAAAGAGGGUAAAGCACUUCUCGCUACGACUCUUGCCAUCACGAGAAAGCAAUGUUCCAUAGUCACAGGAGAUUGGCUAAGAGGGCUUAGGAGCAGUGAAUCAUACGCUACGUAUGCUUGGAGCACAUUGUCCGAUGCUAUCCUCCAGUCACCAAAGGUACAAGUUGUGCAGGCUCUGUUGAUCCUGACAUUGUACGAAUGGGGUGUGCGCGAAUAUCACAAAGCUUGGAUGCACUGCGGCAUGGCAAUUCGCAUCAUGCAAUCUCUUCACAGUUCACGGAUCACUCCCCAUCCGCUCGACGUAUCCCAAAACAGCGACACAGACGCCAUGGCCAUAGCCGUAGAGUCACGAACAUAUUGGGCCUGCUUCAUCAUGGACUGCACCAUUAACUCAGGAACUUACAACCCACGAAUGCUUCCCAUGUCGGAGAUGCAAAAACUCAAAGUGCCUCGACCACUCAACUACACCGACUUCGCCUUUGGUUUCGACGCUACUUCACUCAACUACAGCGCAGGCGACUUGUCCGGUCUUGCACAGGGAUUCGAGUCAAUAGCGCUCGGAUUUGACAUCUAUGCUCAAGCCAUGUCUACCAUUAUGCUUCAUCGGGAAUACUUCCCCUUCUUGCCCAUCGGCGACAUGACACCUCGUGGCCCCGUGGACCCUCCACUCCUCGAAGCCGAAGCGCCACCUGGCUGGUGGGACCAGAGUGCCAGAGAGCUAUUCAGUGCAUCAGAACAGAUCGCCUGCUUGCUACAGGAAGCAUCAGAGUGCGGUAUCCCGCUAAUGACGCCUUUCUCUGGCUUUUGUGCUUUCACGGCAUGUUUUCUCAACCUCUACGUGUUCCGAUAUCCCAGGAUGAAUCUGGGCCGGAGUACAAAGGCCGAGCAGCUGAUGAAUUGGGGACUCGAGUAUCUCGAAGAAUUCCAAAACGCGUGGGAAUUAGCAGGUGGUUGGAUUAAAACCAUUCAAAACUCAUCCCUUCUGUAUAAAAGAGCUACAGAAGACGAAGGGCGAUAUAGAGGUCGAUCAAGAGCGGAUUUCGAAGCUUUGCACCAGUCAAUCCACGAAUAUCGUAUUGUGGAUAGAUCGGAUCAGCACCUACAGCAGAUCAGUCACGCAGAUCGAAACUUGUCAAGGAGAGACGAUGGUAACGAUGUGUCCGUACCAACACAGGGUCAAGCUAUCAGCGCAGCUGUCAGUGCUUCAGUGUCUGUACCUGAUCCAUUUCCAAACUGGUGGUCGAUGCUGCAGGAAGUUGAGUUUACGGAUGUUGGGAACCUUUGGAAUGGACUGCGUGAGAUGUAG